UGGGGGUGGGGUGCUUCACACACGAGGACAUGGACUGUCAGAGUCAGCACAGAAAGCAUUGCCACGUAAUUACAGACUCCUUUUUAGGGCGAUCAGUUUACCCCAAGGGUCUUCAAAUGGUGCUUUAUUUCCCCCUCUCAGCCGCCCUCACUUCGGCCUGUUCACUUCCCGAUACCAGAGGCUCGCUCCGCCUCGCAGGGUCCUGGGCGUUAAGCGAUAGAUUUUACUCAAAACGCGCAAAUGUGAGACCUCAUCGUUCAUUUUUACCCCAGCUCAGUCAUACCGCGGUCAGGACUCACAGGAGAGGAGAAACGUUUUACCCCAGCUCAGUCAUACCGCGGUCUGGACUCACAGGCGAGGAGAGGAGAAACGUUUUAUCCCAGCUCAGUUAUACCGCGGUCUGGACUCACAGGCGAGGAGAGGAGAAACUUGCUAUAGCCUACUACUCUUUGAGUUUAAAACUCCGGGGAAUAUUCAGGAAGAAGCCAAAUGUUGUUGUGUUGUAUGUUUCAGGGUUUUAUUUGACGAGGUGAGGGGCCUCUUAUCGGGUGGGAUCGAACGGAGUGAUUUGGAUCUGUAAAACCAACGGAUUUCCAACCAAAUUCAUACAAAACGAGCCCUGUCUCGAGUUGAAACCAGCGCUGUUAUGGGUUUGGAGUUAUUCUUGAUAUUUUUCUGUGCGUCGAGUAUAAGUUAGCUAGGUAGGUUUAUUAUACCGCUAGUAGGUGUUUUGCCCUCUGUAUUGAGUCAGUGUCAUGACUUCUGGCUACGCGCAUGUAAUGGACAGACAAGACUCACUGACUAGCCGUCUGGAGAGCCCGAUAUCAGCCAAACUGGAAACACUUCAGGUCAAGAAGAACUUCUCUGUCAGUCACCUGUUGGAUCUGGAGGAGGCACGGGAGAUGGUUGGGGCUCAGGCCAAUGAGAGCGCCGGGGAGGCCGGAAGGUGUAUGGUGGAGUCCCCGGGGCUGACCAGCGGCAGUGAUACGACGCAGCAGGAGAAUGAGCAUGUGAGUUCCAAGGAGAAGAAGAGGAAGCAACGUCGUAACAGAACAACCUUCAACAGCGGUCAGCUGCAGGCACUAGAGAGAGUGUUUGAGAGGACACACUACCCUGACGCCUUCGUACGGGAGGACCUGGCACGCAGGGUUAACCUCAUUGAGACACGGGUACAGGUGUGGUUUCAGAACAGGAGGGCUAAGUUCCGUCGUAACGAGCGUGCUAUGCUGGCCAGUAAAAAUUCCUCCAUGAUAAAGUCCUACUCUCGUGACCUCACGGCAGUGGAGCAGCCAAUCAUACCUCGCCCCGCCCCUCGACCCAACGACUACCUGUCCUGGUGCUCCUCUUCACCCUACAGUGCCAUGGCAGCGUACCCCCCCACCUGUUCCCCCACCACCUCAGCCCAGGGGAUGAACAUGGCUAACAGCAUCGCUAACCUCCGGCUCAAAGCCAAGGAGUACAGCCUCAACCAUGUCCCUACUGUCAACUGAUGAAGAGGAGAGGAGGAAGACAAAUGCUUAUCCUAAAGUCUAGAGAGUUCUACAGAGAAAUCACGUUUACCAAAGGACGACACAACGACCAGAUCAAACUGCAGAAAUCACGUUUACCAAAGGACGACACAACGACCAGUUCAAACUGCAGAAAUCACAUUUACCAAAGGACGACACAAGGACCAGUUCAAACUGCAGAAAUCACGUUUACCAAAGGACGACACAACGACCAGUUCAAACUGCAGAAAUCACGUUUACCAAAGGACGACACAACGACCAGUUCAAACUGCAGUCUUUGUUUUUGACGGCCCGUCAUAAUUUCAAUGAAUGUAUUUUGUGUGUUGUUAGGUGCGUGAUCAUCUACAGAAAACUGGUCCUAAACGCGAGAGACAUUUGAGAGCAUAUCCUGUCUAGCUAAGGGGCCACGAUGGCCAACGAUUGAGACUGAAUGUGAUGCAUUAAACCAGAGGGUAACUGACUGUAUUCAACAAUGUUAUACAGUUUUAGUACCAACUUCCUCUCCUCACUCUGGCACCAACAGGAUAUGUGCCACCUUUGCCUUAGAAUUUCAGAAUUUCAAACAUUUGGGGACUUUUGGAAAGUUUUUUUGUAGAUUUUUUUUGAGAACUCUGGACUUUUGAUGAAUUCUAACCCAAAACAAAGACAAAAACAAUCAGACAAACUUUUCUAACCCUUUUCCUUUUCCCAGCACUGGCCUGAGAAGCCAAGUUUUCUCUCCUGGAGUUAUAUGAAGAGCCAAGCCUUCUCUCCUGGAGUUAUAUGAAGAGCCAAGCCUUCUCUCCUGGAGUUAUAUGAGAAGCCAAGCCUUCUCCCCUUAUAUGAGAAGCCAAGCCUUCUCUCCUGGAGUUAUAUGAGAAGCCAAGCCUUCUCUCCUGGAGUUAUAUGAGAAGCCAAGCCUUCUCUCCUGGAGUUAUAUGAGAAGCCAAGCCUUCUCCCCUGGAGUUAUAUGAGAAGCCAAGCCUUCUCUCCUGGAGUUAUAUGAGAAGCCAAGCCUUCUCUCCUGGAGUUAAAUGAGAAGCCAAGCCUUCUCUCCUGGAGUUAUAUGAGAAGCCAAGCUUUCUCUCCUGGAGUUAUAUGAGAAGCCAAGCCUUCUCUCCUGGAGUUAAAUGAGAAGCCAAGCCUUCUCUCCUGGAGUUAUAUGAGAAGCCAAGCCUUCUCCCCUGGAGUUAUGUUGGUUCUAUAUGGGACUUUUAAAGAAGCCUGAACUUCACAGUCUUGUCCUGUUAGCGUUGUUUGUAUUAUUUUCUUAUUUUUCAGUAGGAGACGGUCAUCUUUUGUUAAUGCCUUACACAAGCCACAGCUCAAGUUGAUUCAACAUGUUUUGAUCGACCCCCAUUUAGUCUUUUGAAUUUAAUAAGGCCUAACAGCUUUAAUAGCCUCUGUUUAUAGCCUGAUAUUUUCUUUAUUAGUAACGACCCUCUGCAAUAAAGAGAUGUUGUCAUUCACAGAAUACUUCACUGUAUUAACACUGCAACGUUCUAGGAGCGCUUCAUAAUGUUCGUUUGACUUUUUCCAUGUUUAAAGAAGUAACAAUUUCAACCUACAGACUCAUAGAGGGCUAAUAGAGGGAAAUAUGUCUAUAAAGGCUUUUUGUGUUAAUUGUGUGUUUGUUAGAGAGUUGUAUUAGUUUUUACGAAAAUCAUAUACACUGAGUUGGACAAAAUAUUAGGAACACCUUCCUAAUGUUGAGUUGCGUCCUACAAACUAAUAUGAGCCAACUAUGGAGACUCUCACAACUCUUUACGACCCCCACAAGUGUCACGGGACUCAUCUGAAGGUAACCUGGAAACGCUUUCAAAAAUGUAAUGGAAGUAUACUGAACAAAACAUGUAAAGUGUUGGUCCCAUGUUUCGAUGAGUUGAAAUAAAAGAUCCCAGAAAUGUUCCAUA
Messenger RNA from Salmo salar (Atlantic salmon), 3400 nucleotides. RefSeq names its product paired mesoderm homeobox protein 1. The record is from RefSeq and is a predicted model, not a curated record. Gene Ontology annotation, biological process: regulation of transcription by RNA polymerase II. Gene Ontology annotation, cellular component: nucleus. Gene Ontology annotation, molecular function: RNA polymerase II cis-regulatory region sequence-specific DNA binding; DNA-binding transcription factor activity, RNA polymerase II-specific. NCBI's taxonomy places the organism in Eukaryota, Metazoa, Chordata, Actinopteri, Salmoniformes, Salmonidae.